Molecule: messenger RNA, 1596 nt
Organism: Colletotrichum orchidophilum
Lineage: Eukaryota; Fungi; Ascomycota; Sordariomycetes; Glomerellales; Glomerellaceae
Exons: 1
Coding region: 1-1596 (531 amino acids)
Biological process (GO): regulation of DNA-templated transcription
Cellular component (GO): nucleus
Molecular function (GO): zinc ion binding
Source: RefSeq, a predicted model, not a curated record
AUGUCCCUGGCGCAGCUCUCCCGUCUGCUGCCCCUCCCAGAGGACGAGCUGAAGCAGAUGCUCGACUACGCCAACACGCUGUCGAAAUCUGAAGCUGCAGAACACUUCAACGACCUGCUGGGCGACUCACCGCAAGCCGUCGAAUUCAUAUCUUCCUUUAAUUCGCGACGACAAGAGAAGAAGCCAUCGGCUCCGGCACCGCAAACCAGUUCGGUCAGCUCAGGUGCCCCUGAACCUGCACCAAAGACAUCACGGGGCCCCAAGAAGAAGAAGGCAAACAUUCACACCCCAGUCGCAAGGAAGAUUGAUGCCGCCCCUCCACCCGGGGCAAGCUAUAGCAAGAAGGCACAGGAGGAUGAGUGGUAUGGCGGAAAGAAACCGGCUCAGGCGGCGGAAAGCAGCAGCGGCGGCGGGGGCGCCUUUCCACAACUCGGGGCCGCAUCGUCGAGUUCCAAGCAAACGCCAAAGAGCGCGACCCCUCCUCCGCAACAACAAAGAACGGCCGGAGGCUACCUGAUAUCCGACGUCAAAGCGAAGCCCAAAUCGAACCCCGUGUCACGAUCAUCUACACCUAAGCCCACGACGAAACCAACAAAGAUAUCGAUUGCCGGCGGUACGCCCAUGGCGGGCGCAUCCACUGCCCUCAACGACCUAGACGCAGCCAUCAGGUCUCUGGAGCUGACGACAAACCCAACAAUGGGCGAGGACCCGAAAGCCAGGAGGUGUAAUUGUGUGGCCACACGACACCCACUACAAACGGCGGCGCCCAACUGCCAGUCGUGCGGCAAGGUCAUAUGUGUCAAGGAAGGUCUUGGGCCAUGCACAUUCUGCGGCACACCUCUUUUGUCGUCGGAGGACGUGCAAGGGAUGAUUAAGGAGCUCAAGGCCGAGAGAGGAAAAGAACGCAUGGCUGCCGAUAGGGAUGCCCAUAAGCGCGCCGAGGUCAGCAAGAAGCCGGCGCCGUUCAGCCAGCACAAGAUGUCCGAGGCAGAGGCCAAGGCAAAGGAGCACCGGGACAAGCUGUUGAACUUCCAAGCGCAGAACGCGCGGCGGACGACGGUCAGAGAUGAGGCGGCAGACUUUGAUGUGAGUGGAGCCAUGGCCGGCAGCGGGGGCAACAUCUGGUCGACGCCCGAAGACCGAGCCAGGGAGCUCAAGAGGCAACAGAAGAUUCUUCGCGAGAUUGAAUGGAACGCGAAACCCGAGUACGAGAAGCGGCGGCAGGUGGUCAGCAUCGAUGUGGUGGGUGGCAAGGUCGUCAGGAAGAUGGCGGCUGUGGAGCGGCCGACGACGCCAGACGAAGAGGAUGUCGUUGUUGAUGAAGAUGUAGACGAGAAUUAUAGCCUCGUCGGCAAACAGCAAGGUGGUAGUCAAGGUGGUGGCGGCGGUGGUGUGUUUAGCCAGAAUCCUCUACUGGGAGGACUGAUUAAACCGGUGUGGGAUGCCAAGGGGAAGGGAGCGCAGCUAGAGGGCCGCAAGGACAGGAAGACACAAUGGAGAAGGGUACAGGACGACUUUGGGGACAACGAAGCGGUGAUCUUGGAUGGCGGGGCCCAUGGAUACUCUACGACGGGUGACGAGCCAGCGUGCGGUUGA